Diaporthe citri is the source of this 594-nucleotide messenger RNA. RefSeq lists its product as uncharacterized. The transcript is spliced from 2 exons. Bases 1 to 594 code for a protein of 197 amino acids. NCBI's taxonomy places the organism in Eukaryota, Fungi, Ascomycota, Sordariomycetes, Diaporthales, Diaporthaceae. The record is from RefSeq and is a predicted model, not a curated record.
AUGGAGAAGUCCAAUGCAACUGGGUUGAUUUCCGCCGUCGUCAAAGCCGCGACAGAUGGCCCCGGGGCCGUCAAUAGCAGCACACCACACCCCAGGAUACCAGGGCCCGGCGACCGCCCUGUCCAGCAUCCUAUGGUUUCAGUAUACAUCAUAAUAGUCGCGGUGGUCAUUGUGUUUACGCUUCUCAUAUGGCGUGGUGUCCACGAAAGUCUGAUGGCGGCACGUGCUAGACGGCUCAUCCCCAAUGAUCCGGAGCACACCCAUAAGACAACUAGUUUGUGGAUCAGGCUGGUCAGGCUCGCCUGGACUGGUGUCAAGGCUCUCUUCAUGUCUUUCCUCAACAUCUUUACCAAGACAUUUUGGAAGGAUAUGUGGAGCGACACGAAGAGGACCUUCUCUCCCCUGUCUUCAUGUGGCAUCUGUCUAAAUGCUUAUUUUUGCGGGCUCGUCUGCAACCCAGACACGGACGACGAUGUUACCAUGCCGGUCACAGAGUGGGACAGCGCUGUCGUCGCCCAAAGCUCCAUGACCAUGCCCAAGACGUCGACUGUCCAGCGACCCCUCCCUACAGUUGUCGUCGAGGAAAUGGUCUGA